Messenger RNA from Hypomesus transpacificus, 2002 nucleotides. It is a transcript of the gene plrg1, whose product is annotated as pleiotropic regulator 1. Bases 139 to 1680 code for a protein of 513 amino acids. Gene Ontology annotation, cellular component: catalytic step 2 spliceosome; precatalytic spliceosome; Prp19 complex. Lineage: Eukaryota; Metazoa; Chordata; Actinopteri; Osmeriformes; Osmeridae. Gene Ontology annotation, biological process: mRNA splicing, via spliceosome. The transcript is spliced from 15 exons. The record is from RefSeq and is a predicted model, not a curated record. Gene Ontology annotation, molecular function: protein binding.
UCUGUUUACAUCCGGUACAGUCAGCCCUCGCGCCGCAAGAACUUGUGCUUAGUUUUGAAGCACAGUUUAUAUCGUUGAAUUCUUUAUUUUAAUCCUCAGAAUUAGCCGAAUAUUGCAGUUGGAUAAUUUGGCAUAAAGAUGACGGAGGAUGUGCAGAAGCACUCUGUCCACACCCUGGUCUUCAGGUCCCUCAAGAGAAGUCAUGACAUGUUUGUGGCUGACCAUGCCAAACCAGUCGCCUUGGAUGAGCAAAGCCACAAGGUGAAGAUGGCUGCCAAGCUGAGGGCAGACUAUGGUGCUGUGUUACACAUGCCUGUCCUAAAAGAAGGGAAGGACAGAGUCUUGGGCUCAGACAUGCUCAGCAUCCAGAACUACAGUCAGUCAGGAGAUGAUCCAGAGUACUUGGUCACUGGAACUCACGCAUACCCAUCUGGACCUGGGGUGGCAUUGACUGCAGACACCCAGCUGCACAGGCUUCCAAGUGAGGGAGGAGUUCAUGCCCUGGCUCUGACUCUACCAGGAUCUCAAGCCAGGCAGGACGCCAGUCGCACUGCAGCCGGCGUCGGGGACAUUAACAGGCAUGCAGGGGGAGCGGAGAGAUCCAUGCCUCCUCACUCACACGCAAUGUCACUUAUGGAAGGAGGUGGCACCAAGAACUCUGCGCUGGCAGCGAGGAAAGCACCCACCAUGCCCAAACCCCAGUGGCAUCCUCCAUGGAAACUGUUCCGGGUCAUCAGUGGCCAUCUUGGCUGGGUGAGGUCUAUUGCUGUGGAGCCUGGGAAUCAGUGGUUUGUCACCGGGUCUGCUGACAGAACAAUCAAGAUCUGGGACCUGGCCAGCGGCAAGCUGAAGCUCUCCCUGACGGGCCACAUCAGCACGGUGAGGGGCGUGGCCGUCAGCACCCGCAGCCCCUACCUGUUCUCCUGUGGGGAAGACAAGCAGGUCAAGUGCUGGGAUCUGGAGUACAACAAGGUCAUCAGGCACUACCACGGCCACCUCAGUGCCGUGUACGGCCUGGACCUCCACCCCACCAUCGACGUCCUGGUGACGUGCAGUCGAGAUGCCACCGCUAGGGUGUGGGACAUUAGAACCAAGGCCAACGUCCACACCCUGUCUGGACACACCAACACUGUGGCCACAGUGAAAUGCCAGGCAGCCGAGCCUCAGAUCAUCACAGGAAGCCAUGACUCCACCAUCAGGCUCUGGGAUCUGAUCGCCGGGAAGACCAGAGCCACCUUGACGAAUCACAAGAAGUCCGUCAGGGCAGUAGUGUUACACCCCCGACAGUAUACCUUUGCAUCUGGCUCUGCUGACAACAUCAAGCAGUGGAAGUUCCCCGAAGGCAACUUCAUCCAGAACCUCUCUGGGCACAGUGCAAUUGUUAACACCCUGGCUGUCAACUCUGAUGGAGUCCUGGUGUCUGGAGCCGACAACGGCACCAUCCACAUGUGGGACUGGAGGACGGGGUACAACUUCCAGCGCAUCCACGCCGCCGUCCAGCCCGGCUCACUGGACAGCGAAUCAGGGAUCUUCGCCUGCAUGUUCGACCACUCAGAGAGCAGGCUGAUCACCGCAGAGGCCGACAAGACUAUUAAAGUGUACAGGGAGGACGACACAGCGACGGAGGAAAGCCACCCUGUCAACUGGAAACCAGAGAUCCUCAAGAGGAAAAGAUUCUAAUGUUUUUUUCAGUGAUUUUUCAAAUGUAUUUCUUAUUUUUUGUCAGUAUCAGAUUUGUCUGCCAUGUCAGCUGUAAUUACAACUACAUCUAGUCUAAAAUAAUAGACAAGAAUGAGUGGUAUUCAUUGUCAAAAAUGUCAUCUUCUGUGUCAUGUAAUAAUUUCUUUUUUUCAUAUUUGAGUGUGAUGUUAGUCCAACCAGUUUUCUGUGCCUCCAAUCCAGUACCAUUUUCAAAUGUACAUGUUUGGUAUAUCCAUUUUCCUUUUUCAUUCAAUUCAGUAGUGAUUAUGACAUGCACAAUAAAGGAGUACAUCAACUUGGA